Megalobrama amblycephala (Wuchang bream) is the source of this 2320-nucleotide messenger RNA. Its product is annotated as neoverrucotoxin subunit beta-like. The coding region runs from base 140 to 2278 and encodes 712 amino acids. NCBI's taxonomy places the organism in Eukaryota, Metazoa, Chordata, Actinopteri, Cypriniformes, Xenocyprididae. Gene Ontology annotation, molecular function: protein binding. The record is from RefSeq and is a predicted model, not a curated record. The transcript is spliced from 5 exons.
CACAAAGCGAGCGCCAUGUCAAUAAACAAGAGAGGAAGAAGAAAUCGAAACAGAAAGUGUGCCUUUAUCUUCAGAGAAGACGCCAUUUUCAGACCACCGAAAACAGACCCUAAAAACAGUUUCCAUCCUAACUGCUGUCAUGGCAUCAAAACCCAUUGAAAUGGCAGCUCUGGGAAGACCUCUGUAUCCUGGUAUGCUGUAUGACUGCCGCAGUGAUACCUUCAUUUCAGGUGUUACUCUGUGGGAUAAGAAGUCACUGAGUGAAAAUUUAGAUAUUCAUCCACAGCCCAUGACAGAAACGAAUUUCAGUAGCUCUGACUCUCUCUCUAGUAAGUCCAGUCUCUUGAAUGUAAGCGCUUCCCUGAAGGCCAGCUUCUUGGGAGGGAUGGUGGAGGUGGGAGGAUCUGGCAAGUUUCUGAGUAACACCAAAUCCUCAAACCAACAGUCCAGAGUUACAAUGUAUUACAAAGAAACCACCAGAUCUGACCAGCUCGCCAUGUCCAAGCUGGGCCAGGUCACCUACCCUCAGGUGUUUGACCAGAAAACUGCGACUCAUGUGGUCACGGGUGUCCUGUAUGGAGCUCAGGCCGUUAUGGUGUUUGAUCGGACAUUUUCAGAAGAAGAAAACAAGCAGGAGAUUGAGGGAGAACUGAAUAUCAUGGUCAAGAAGAUCCCUACAUUUUCUAUUGAGGGAAAAGGAGCUGGGGAAAAGAAAGAUUGUGAUAAGAAAAUGGCUGAGAGCAUCUCCUGCACAUUUCAUGGUGAUGUCCGUCUUGAUCAGAACCCCACCACUUACAUGGAGGCCCUGGAGGUGUACAAGACACUCCCGUCUAUCCUCAAGGAGAAUCCACAGAAUGCAGUUCCAAUAAAAGUCUCUCUCUAUCCUCUUUCUCUUCUGGAUUCAAAAGCAGCUCAGUUGGUGAGAGGAAUCACCACACAUCUGGUUUCCAACACUGAAGAUAUAAUAGAGGGGCUGUUAGAGGCAGAGAGGACAUGCAACGAUCUCUCCAGAAAACCACUGGUAAAUGUUUUCAGAGACGUCAAAAAGAGGCUCAGUUCAUUUCAGGGCUCUCUUAAAAAUUACAAAAUGAUGUUCCUGGAAGAAGUGGCCAAGGUCUUGCCUGCUAUACGAGGAGGAGAGACGGAGGAGAAGUCACUGGAAGACAUCCUGAAGAUCCACUACAACUCUCCUUUUAUAGCUGACAUGCUUAACCAGUGGUUAGCUCAGACAAAAUCUGAACUUAACCUCUUGAGUUCACAAAUCAAGAAGCUGGAGGGAAUCAAAACUGAAGACUCAAACCGUCUCAAGAUCCUCCUCUCUGAUCCAGAUAUUGAUGCUGUGGUGUGCUUGACCUUCACAUCUCUGAAGUAUGAAGACCAGUAUCUUUCAACCCUGAAGAAGUUUGUGGAUUCUGAAGAGUUCAAGAAGCUAGAAGUGGGAAGGAAAAUGUGUUCUAGCACGUUAGCAUCAGAAAAGUGGUUUAACGAUCCUGAUGUCAUCUUAAAGAUAAGAGAGAACUUAUCUCUUUUCAGAAGUUUUUCUGAGGCUAACAAAGAUGAAAAGAGAUACAGAUUCAUUAUUUCUGCCAUCUCUGAUCCAUCCAGUCCAGGCUCCUCCAUCUAUCUGUAUGAAAAAGGGAAACUGACAGACACACAGUUCCAGCCCGUGUCGAAGCCUCCCCCACCAGAAGUGAAGGAGGUUCUGGAGCGCAGUGUGUCCCUGAAACUGCAGAAGUCCCCGACUGGAGAAACUGUGCAGUACAGAGUGGAGUACCAGCAGGUGAAAGAGGAACAGUGGCUUGUCAAAAACACAUCUGAUGAAGACUUUACUCUGACUGGAUUGAAGUUUGGACAGAAGUACCUGAUCCGCUACAGGAUUGUGGGUAAAGUGGGAGUGAGUGAAGCCAGUGACACUAUCGGCCCCAUACCGCCUUCAGAAACUGAUCCCAAGACCAGGAAUGACUUCCUACAAUAUUCCCUUCGGAUCACUCUGGAUCUGAACACAGUGAGUGAACGCCUCCGUCUGUCUGAGAGGAACACAGUGAUUACUUACACUGACACAGAUCAGUCGUAUCCUGAUCAUCCAGACAGAUUUGAUGUGCAUGCUCAGGUGUUGUGUAGAGAGAGUGUGAGUGGACGCUGUUACUGGGAGAUUGAGUGGAGUGGAGAUGGUGUGGAUGUAGCAGUGUCAUAUAAGAGCAUCAGCAGGAAGGGAGGGGGUGAUGAGUGUGUGUUUGGAUCUAAUGAUCAGUCCUGGAGUUUGUUCUGCUCUUCCUGACAGAUUACUCAUUCAGACACAAUAACAUACGAGACUGUUCUC